AUGAGAAGCACAGCUGAGACAGCCAGCAAACAAACAGCAGGCAGGAACCAAGUGCUGUGUCUGCUGGGAAAGAUGCCAAAAGGUGUUUCCACUUUCAUUCGUCCUUUUGUGCUCUUACUUAGUUUCUCCACUAUUUGUCUGGGAGUUCUUUGUGUUUCCACAAGUUCCUCCACAUGCAGAUGUGGAAAUAAUGAGCUGGUGUUUUAUUGCCUAUUGGCUUUGGGGUUCUUUCUUCUUGUGACUGGCAUUUUCUGGAGCACUUUCCAUGAAGUCUUGAAAUACAGGGGCCUCAGCAGCAUCUUCAUUCGAAAUCCCAGCCGUAGAGAGCUAUGUGUCAGCACCAUAGACAGGCCUGACUUCUAUCCCCCCUCCUACGAAGACAGCACAGAUCCUGAAAAACAGACCUUCCCACUCCCAGUUGCCUCCACACUAAAACAGCAAGAAGUCAUCAAUAUCCCUCCGCCUCCGUAUAGCGAAAGCAGCACAGAGUUCAUCAGUGAAACUAAUGAGCAGGAACAGCCACCACCAUAUGAAUUAUCUGUGCAGCAGCUAUGGCAGCAGCAAACAGCUGACCAAAACUCAAACCCCAGAGCAGAGUCAAAUUCUCAUCCAUCCACACAAGAAAACAGUUACCAACAGGAUACAGACUGCCAGGGGACCUCAGAAAGAGCAGUGCCUAUCAGAACGUCUGAGACAGGCAGGGGGAAAAAUCCUGUAUCUGGGAAGCAGGGAAAAUUGGCAGGAGACACGUGUCAGUGAUCCCCAAUAGUACAUCACUUAGGGCGAAGCUUCCCAGGAGAAGCAUUGGCCAUUUGUGUGUUUGAAUGGAGUUGGAGGGGAUAUUAUAAAGGUGCUCAGUAUUUCAAAGCAGAGUGAAUCUCAUAGAAACGAUUGGGCUGUAUCUUAUAAAAGCCAACAUCACGGGCAAUUAGAGUUUCUUAUGCUGCAAGAUAAAUGAAGCAUCAUGCUGUUAUCAAUCUUAAUGUCUUGCGCCUCAUAAGGAGU
Messenger RNA from Harpia harpyja (harpy eagle), 1005 nucleotides. It is a transcript of the gene TMEM252, whose product is annotated as transmembrane protein 252. The transcript has 2 exons. Bases 1 to 759 code for a protein of 252 amino acids. The record is from RefSeq and is a predicted model, not a curated record. Lineage: Eukaryota; Metazoa; Chordata; Aves; Accipitriformes; Accipitridae.